AUGGAUCCGCUUUCCAUCACUGCAGGAGCGAUUGGGAUUGCAGAUGUUUGCUUGCGCGUCGUCAUUUUCCUGAAAGACAUUCCAGGUGCGGUCGCGGCGGUUCAACAGGAGAUCAACGCCUUGAUCUCAGAGGUGGAAUCCUUAAGAGCCGUCCUAGCUUCGGUUGAAGCAACAUUUAAUGGCGACAUAGGAAGCCCCGCAAGAUUAUCCCUUCUCAAAGCCACCAAUCUCGAAGACCUAUCAAGGAAAUUUCGCACAAGCAUCGAGGAUUGCUAUGACCUAGCAACAAGACUAGAGCAAAUGACCAAGAAGGUCUACGGUAAAUCUGGCUCUACGGUCAUUGGAAAGGUGGAUGGGCUUAGGAAAGAGUUCCGUAGGCGCGACAAGGAUGCAGACCUUGGAAGGCUACGUAUAGAGCUCUCCGCUGAAAAGCACAACCUGACACUACUGCUUAAUGGAAUCAGUCUGCACAACCAGAAAGCUUCCCAAGGAACCUUGAAUCAAAUAUCCAGAGAUAUAGGUUCACUCAAGGCAGAAAUUGCAACACUUGAGAGUCGCCUAGCGCCGCCUGGAAGCGAUGACCAGGACAAUGAGCAGAAAGAACCCACAAAGUCGUCGAGGAUCAGGCGACUACAAAGAUCCAUCCGAUCAGUUGCCACGGCUCUCUCUACCACCACUCCAAAUGAGUUUUUUGACAUACCUCAGCCUGUCAGCAGCUAUUACACAGGUCGCGCCCAGUACUUGGAAAAAUUGCAGAAUAUACUUGUGGCCUCCACAGCCGACGAGCAGGACCCACAACAGCAGCGUUUUGUUGUCUACGGCAUGGGGGGAUCGGGAAAGACACAGUUUUGUUGCAAAUUUGCAGAACACAAUCGAGAGAGCUAUUGGGGCAUCUUUUGGAUUGACGCCACAUCGCAUGAACGGAUCAAGCAAACCUAUGCAGAGAUCGGAAAACUUGGAAAGGUAGAGGCAAGCCACACUGCUGCAAUGCAUUGGCUAUCCAACCGAGAAGACAGAUGGCUCUUGAUAAUGGACAAUGCCGACAACCCGCGAAUUUCACUCGACCAAUACUUCCCCAGAGGCGAUAGAGGUCAUAUCAUCAUAACAACUAGAAACCCAUCCCAUAAGGGGUAUGGUAACAUUGGGCCUCGUUUUUUCAGGUUCGAAGAUUUGAGCAAUGAUGAUGCCAGCGACCUUCUUCUUCGUGCGACCACAUUAGCGCGACCAUGGGACGCUGAUUCUUCGUCAUGGGCGAGAGCAAUCACUCGGCAGCUUGGCUGUCUUGCACUUGCUUUGAUCCACGCCGGUAGCGCGAUUCGAAAUGGUUUGUGCACGCUGAAGAAUUACUUAGCCUUCCACGACACCCAAUGGGAGCACAUUCGCAGUAUGCGGAGAUUAUCUGUUGACGUUGACGAUGAAGAGAAGUAUUCGAGUGUACACGCUACAUAUGAAAUCUGCUACAAUGGAAUUGAAGACAAAGGAACGCAAGAAUCAAAGGAUGCGAUUCAAUUGCUCAAUAUGUUCUCAUGCCUCUAUCACAAGAAAAUCCGAUUCGAUAUUUUAACGAAGGCGAUCACCAACUGUGAGAUAGAAAGAGCUCAGCGGGAGAAGGCGACACAGGAUGGAAAAGGCCAGCUAUUAGACUGGCACCAAAGGCACAAUGAACUACGAUUAUUCCUACUGGUUUAUCUCACGAAGGAACAUGGCCGUCCUAUAUUGCCUGACUUCAUACGACAAGGCCGAGAAUCAGAGACUCUCGACGUACCAAGAAUACGCUAUGCACUAAAAGAGCUGACCCAAAUGUCUCUCAUCACGCAUGACGGAUCUGAUGACAGCUAUUCAAUGCACCCUCUAAUACAUGAAUGGGCACGCAAGAGGCCGGGCAUGAGUACGUCAGACCAAGCUGUUUGGUUACACGCUGCAGCUACAACGCUGGUCCACUCACUUCUCAUCCCACCUCUCGGCGAGGCUGAAGCUGAAGAGCGCUUUCGAAUCAGUAUUCUCCCACACGUUGAUCACGUACGUAAGCUACAGGAAACAGCGAAGCACAAGAUCUUUGAAAAACGUAAAAGCCGCAAGCCCAGACUUUUUGGACUUCUCAAUUGGCUCGACUGGCUCUGGGUGGAAUCAAACUUUAAUCAAGCACAGGCAUUGCGUGACGCAAAGUUCAGCAUGGUAUAUGUCCAAAACGGGCGUUGGGGCGUUGCCCAGGAGCUUCAGACGGCAGUGAAGGAUUCAUUCGAGCAGAACCUCGGCCAAACCCAUUCUCUCACUCGGCGGAUAACACUGGCCCUGGCAAGCACAUAUCACUACCAAAGUCUUGUGGAUGAGGCGGCGAGUCUGCAAGAAUCAGUCUUGAAUGCAUGCAUUGCCUCUUUAGGGCCUGCUCACGUUGACACCCUGAAAACAAUGGACCUCCUUGGUCAAUCGAGAUGGCAGCAAGGAAGAUUCAGCGAUGCCAAAGUACUUCAGCAGAAGGCCGUUGACGGACUCCUCAAGUUACAAGGCCCAAUGCAUGUGGACACACUCUCUGCAAUGGGUUACCUUGGUCGGACGCUGGGCAAGUUCUACGAAAAUUAUGACAAGGCAUUUCAGCUACUUGAAGACUCAUAUGCUGGGUUGAAAGAAAUCCAAGGUCCCGCACAUUCAAGGACCUUGGAGGUGAAAGAAGAAAUCGCUAUGUUGAAUCUACAAGUUGGGACCAAGUUGUCCGUUGCGUCAGGGAUGAUGCAGGAAGUGCUUGAAGCUCGCAAGAAGACUAUGGGCAAAGAGCACCCGUUCACUCUCUUUGCAAUGGCAAGUAUGGCAAGAUUCAAUAUUGCACUGGGUCGAUACAACGACGCAGAAGAUCUGCUUCGCAGUGGACUAGAGAUUGCGGAUCGAAACCUCGGUGAAGAUAACCUUGGGACGCUCAUGGGAAGGACCUGGCUGGGCACUGUUCUUGCCCAUCAAUCCAGAUUUGACGAAUCAGAAGCAACACUUCUUCGGGUGAUGGAGAAACUGCGAAAUAUUUCGUCAUAUCGCGGUGAAAAUCAUCCCGAUCGGCUGAACGCGAUGAUCCAGCUGUCAUUGUGCUAUAGGCUGCAAGGGCGAUAUGACGAAGCCAUACGGCUCUGUGAUCGGAUCAUCGAGGGCCUUCAGAAGAUCAGUGUGACGCAGCAUCCGCUUGAAAUAAAGACAAGAGCGGAUAAGCGUGAAUUGAUUGAGCUGAAAGCUGCCCGAGUCGGGGGAAAUGAGCAGUGA
Molecule: messenger RNA, 3243 nt
Organism: Penicillium antarcticum
Lineage: Eukaryota; Fungi; Ascomycota; Eurotiomycetes; Eurotiales; Aspergillaceae
Exons: 3
Coding region: 1-3243 (1080 amino acids)
Molecular function (GO): protein binding
Source: RefSeq, a predicted model, not a curated record